This is a messenger RNA of Rhineura floridana, 7790 nucleotides long. RefSeq names its product diacylglycerol kinase delta-like. Gene Ontology annotation, biological process: intracellular signal transduction; lipid phosphorylation; diacylglycerol metabolic process. Bases 382 to 3939 code for a protein of 1185 amino acids. Gene Ontology annotation, molecular function: ATP-dependent diacylglycerol kinase activity; protein binding. Lineage: Eukaryota; Metazoa; Chordata; Lepidosauria; Squamata; Rhineuridae. The transcript has 29 exons. The record is from RefSeq and is a predicted model, not a curated record.
CUGGGCUACCAGUACCUGGAGGAUAAUGUCUCAUUUACACAUUACAUUUUUAGUUUUUGUUUAAUUUUUUAACGGUAGACCUCUGGACAAAGGUAAUGUGUGGAAGAGCUUCCUUCACGAGAGCGCUGCCCUGCCUCUGGUGGGCCGCUGUGUUUUGUUGCGGGCAGCGCCUCCCCACCGGCCGCUGCUGCCCCGCAAAGCCUCGGGAGGGCGCCAGUGCUCCCUGUGGGGCGUGCGGGGGGGGGGGCUCUUCCUCCCUCUUCUCAGCGUUCUCCUCUCCCAUUUCCGUCUGCGGCCCAAGGGCCCGACGGAGGAGCUGUCGCGUGUUUUGGCCCCGCGGCCGGCGCAGCGCACGUGUGAAGGUGUUCAAUCUCCGAGGAGAUGGGAAUGGGAUUAGACAGGGCUGCGCAGCCCCUCUCCCCGCGGGCCGGGGCCGGGGGGGCUAGUGGCGCAGCUGAAGCGCCCGCCCCGACGCGGGCAGAAAGCCACGGGGACUUUUCGUCCUCCUCGUGUUUUUGCCCGGCGAGGAAGCUGGCUUUGCACGGGACCCUGUUCGACAGGAACGGACGCGGGACACACGACAAAGCCCCAAACGCCGGCGGUGGUCCAGACAGCGACCUGCUGGCACAGCCUGGGUGCGGCCUUUCGGAGAAGAGCGUGAAGGAGGGGCUGCUGCUGAAGCAGACGAGCUCCUUCCAGCGGUGGAAAAGGAGGUACUUCAAGCUGCGAGGACGGACCCUGUACUACGCCAAGGACUCCAAGUCACUCAUCUUUGACGAAGUGGACUUGUCGGAUGCCAGCGUAGCUGAAACCAGCACCAAGAACAUCAACAACAGCUUUACGGUGAUCACCCCAUUCCGAAAACUCAUCCUGUGUGCAGAGAACCGGAAGGAGAUGGAAGACUGGAUUGGUGCCCUGAAGUCUGUCCAGAAAUGGGAAAUCAAUGAGGCCUCCCAGUUCAACAUGGAACACUUUUCCGGCAUGCACAACUGGUACGCCUGCUCCCAUGCCCGGCCCACCUUCUGCAACGUCUGCCGGGAAGCCCUCUCUGGCGUCACCUCCCAUGGCCUCUCCUGCGAAGUGUGCAAGUUCAAAGCCCACAAGCGCUGUGCUGUGAGAGCCACCAACAACUGCAAGUGGACCACGCUGGCCUCCAUCGGAAAUGAAAUCAUUGAGGAUGAAGAUGGGGUGGCCAUGCCUCAUCAGUGGCUAGAGGGGAACCUGCCCGUCAGUGCCCGCUGUGCCGUGUGUGACAAGACGUGCGGGAGCGUGCGGAGGCUGCAGGACUGGCGCUGCCUUUGGUGCAAAGCAAUUGUCCACAGUGCCUGCAAGGAGCAGUUGGGCAAGAAGUGCCCCCUGGGGCAGUACAAGGUCUCCAUCAUCCCCCCCACCGCCCUCAACAGUAUUGACUCAGAUGGCUUCUGGAAGGCCACGUGCCCUUCAUCCUGCUCCAGCCCUUUGCUGGCCUUCGUCAACUCCAAGAGCGGGGACAACCAGGGGGUGAAAUUCCUGCGCAAGUUCAAGCAGUUCCUCAACCCGGCACAAGUCUUUGACCUGAUGAAUGGGGGCCCACACUUGGGGCUGCGUCUCUUUCAGAAGUUCUCUACUUUCCGGAUCUUGGUGUGCGGGGGCGAUGGCAGUGUGGGCUGGGUGCUGUCUGAAAUUGACUCGCUGGGACUGCACAAGCAGUGUCAGCUUGGGGUCCUUCCGCUGGGGACCGGGAACGACUUGGCCCGGGUCCUAGGUUGGGGCAGCCUCUGUGAUGACGACACACAGCUGCUGCAGGUCCUGGAGAAGUUGGAACGAGCCACCACCAAAAUGCUGGACAGGUGGAGCGUUCUGACCUACGAGGCCCCCAAGCAGUCCCCACCAGCCAUUAAAGAAGAGGAGGGUGAUGAUUCCAGCAUACAGACUCAGAUUUCCCACUAUGCUGACUCCGUGGCAUUACACUUGGCAAAGAUUCUGGAGUCUGACAAGCACUCGGUGGUGAUUUCCUCGGCAAACUUCCUCUGUGGGACGGUGAACAACUUUGUGGCUGACGUAGGCAAAGCGUAUGAGCGGGCAGCCGACAACAAGCAGGAAGCGGACACAAUGGCCCGCAAGUGCGCCAUGCUGAGCAAGAAGCUGGACUCCCUGGUUCGUGAGCUGAAUGAGGAGUCGCAGGCCGUUGUGGUCCCCGAAGGCACCUCCCCAGCACCCUUGCCCAGCCCUGAAGCCACGGAUGGCAGCAAAGGGGGCACCUUCCACCCCAGCCUGGUGCCCAGGAUUUUCAAGUCCAAGGAGCAGCUCAUCCUGAGGGCCAACAGCCUGAAGAAGGCCUUGCGGCAGAUCAUUGAACAGGCUGAGAAAGCGGUGGACGAACAGAACAAGCAGACUCAGAGCUAUAGAAGCAUCAUGGUGGGCACCAAGAAGGACAGCAACGAGGACUUCAGCAAGGAGACAGAAAAGCUCAAGUCCCGCCGGGACACGGUCAUCUCCACCACCUCCUCCAUCAUCCUGGACAGACCCGAGAGCUUCAGCCCAGUCUACUUCACGGAGGACCCUGGUGCUGUACAAUUCUCUGAAAGAUGUGUUAUGAAUAAUUAUUUUGGCAUCGGCCUGGAUGCAAAGAUCUCUCUAGAAUUCAACAACAAAAGGGAUGAGCAUCCCAAGAAAUGCAGCAGCCGCACUAAGAACAUGAUGUGGUACGGAGUUCUGGGGACGAAGGAGCUUCUCCAGAGGACCUACAAGAACCUGGAGCAGCGCGUGCAGCUCGAGUGUGAUGGAGUGCCCAUUUCCUUGCCCAGCCUGCAGGGCAUUGCUGUGCUCAACAUUCCCAGCUACGCAGGCGGCAUCAACUUUUGGGGAGGCACCAAGGAGGAUAAUAAUUUUGGGGCUCCCUCAUUUGACGACAAGAAGCUAGAGGUGGUUGCCGUCUUUGGCAGCAUCCAGAUGGCUGUGUCAAGGGUCAUCAACUUGCAGCAUCACCGCAUUGCCCAGUGCCGGAUGGUGAAGAUCACAAUUCGGGGUGACGAGGGAGUCCCUGUGCAAGUAGAUGGAGAAGCUUGGAUCCAGCCCCCUGGCAUGAUCAUGAUCCGGCACAAGAACCGUGCUCAGAUGCUGACAAGAGACAGGGCCUUUGAGAGCACCCUCAAGUCGUGGGAGGACAAGCAGAAGGGGGAGGGCUACCGAGCCGCCUCCCGGCCCCGCCUCAGCUCCCAGCAGUCCAUGGAGUACGUGACGGACGAGGAGUACGCCCAGAUGCAGCAGCUGGCCCAAGCCACAGAAACCCUCAUCAGCAGGAUCCGCGAGGCUGCCAAGACCUGCAAGGCCAUAGAGCAGGAAUUGGCGCAUGCUGUGAACGGCAGCUCCCUGGCACUGAGCGAGGCCCUUCCCAGCAAGAGCAGCACUGGCAGCCCUGAGUUUCUGAGCAGGAGCACCGCUGUGGAAGUGUCAGUUAGCGUGAAGGCCCUGUACACCGAAACGAGAGCUUUUCUGGAAGGCAAACUGCAGCUGGACUCCCCCCAGCAAGAGGAAGGCCUGCGGCAUCCCUUGAGCGCUGUCAGUGAAGAACUGCGGAAACUCUCUGAUAUCCACUGGAUGGCGCCAGUCAUCACCUCUGCGGAGGAGGGCAUCAAACAGGAGACCCCAGGGAGCGGCAACAAAGGCAGCCUGAAGUUGCGGAUCAACCUUGCAAAGCCCAAAAAGGAGAAGGAGAGGCUCCCGAAGCAGAAAUGCAGUGGUGUCACGCCAGUGGACAAUUGGGGCCCUGAGGAAUUGGCUGCCUGGCUGGAGGCGCUUGAUUUAGGGGAGUACAAAGAGAUUUUUAUGCGCCACGACAUCCAGGGCUCCGAGCUGAUCCUGCUGGAGAGAAGAGACCUAAAGGACCUGGGGAUAUCAAAAGUGGGCCAUCUGAAGAGGAUUCUCCAGGGAAUUAAGGACACCACCAGCCAGGUCUAGAGAUGCUCCUCUCAGGCAGAAGCUGCACCUUUGCUGCGCUCGAAACCUUUCUCUCGACUGCUCCCAUCUGUGACCCGCAGCACCUUCGGGUUCUGCAGCUCGUUGCAUCUGAUCUGAUAGCUGGGCAUGGCCUGGACCAGGGCGCCCUGGGAUCUGCAUGCUGCAAGGACACCUCCCCCUGCAGCAUCCCAUGCAAACAGUUUACAUUUCCAUAUUUGCCAAAGAGUGUGGCUUGGUUGUUUUUUGUCUCUCCUCGCUCCCAAAUUUCCCCCCUAUGUCUCCCUGUGGUAACUCCUGUGGUUUUGGUUCACGUGUUUGAAUUUGUUUUCACUCUAAGCAAUUCAUUUCCAUUCAUCUGGGGAUGGGGGGGGGAAGGCAACAACUGCCCAUUUGCAUCAUGGGAUGCCAUUUCCUUGUAGGUCUAGCUGUGCAGAGAGAUGGUUUCAGCAACCUGGGUUGGAGGAGGGGGAAAGGUGUCGCCUAAUGGAGAGAGUUGAUCUGGAUAUUUAGGCCAAGUGGGCCCCAUAACUGGGAUUGGGGGGGCAGAUAGAGAAAGGGUGGUAGCCUUCAAAUAGCUGAGAGCAACUUGGAAGUGCUGUGGUAAGCUUCUGUAAGAAUUCCACAGCCGUGGGGUGUGUGGCUCUAACGCCAGAGAGAUUCCUAUGCUCUGCAGCUGCAGGUGAACAGGCUCUGUUGGUGAACCCUUCUGCAGGUUUUGAAGCAGCCUUCACCAAUCUGGUGCUCUCCAGAUAUUUUUCACCCUGCUGAUUGAGGCUGGUGGGAGUUGUAGUCUGAAACAUCUGGAGAGUACCACGUUGGGGAAUAAUUAUUUAGCUCAGGGGAGGACAAAGCGGCUUCUACAUGCACAGGCUGGGCUGCUUUCUCUAUUGUUCCCGCUGGGGCUUCUGUUAAGCCUUCGCGCAUGUCAGUUUGGCUGGGUAUGAAGGAGGCAAAUGGACUGGCAUCUUGCUCUUCUUUUUAAAUAUUUUCCCUCCAGUCAGUUGAUCCAGAAUGGUGGAAUCACAGGCUUUGGCUAUAGAGGUUUAAAUAAUCUAAAACAGUUCCGGGUCUUUUCCCCCUUCACCAUCUAACUUUUCUUUAGGCCAAUUUUGAGCCAGUGUAGACUUUCAACUUCUGCAGCAUUCUUCAUCAGGCAGAAAUGUUCUGUGUCACUUAAAAGCUUCCCUCUCUAACCAAAAAGGUCAUCCUCCUUUUUAGCAUUAUUAUUCCUGUGCUGCUACUGGGGUUACGCCCGUGUAGAUUAGCCGUGGGGAACCUCCAGCCUUUGUGCCUAAUUAGACUGGGCAGGAGAGGCUGUUCACCCCCCCAAACUAUGCCCAUCCGCUCCACAUCCGACACCAUAUGUGAGGUAAGAACAGGGCUGCGAAGGAACAAGCAGAAAGAGCCUUAAAGUGUGUUCUCCUGAUGGUUCCUUCGCCCUGGGGGGGGGGAUGGGGACAGGUAUUGGGCCUUGUAUUUUGCACCUUUUAACUUUGGUGUCAGAUGCAGGCCUGUUGUGAUUUGUUUCCGCUCGCUGGCAGAAGUGGGAUUUGCAAGCAGCCGCAGCUGGCAGCGCCUGCAUCCUCUGGUGGGCUUGGCUUCCCUCUGGAGUGCCUGGGUGCCAAAGCUGGGCUUGCAGGUCCAGCUGAUCAGCUUUUGUCUGGGAUUUUCCUUCCCUUUGCAGUUGGGGCAUCUGGCUGCAGGUGACCACGACUGCAAGGCAGCUCACUACCUGCCCUAUUCCCCAUCCCAAAUCUAGAUUUUGGGAAGUGGAUAUCAUACUGAGCCCCCUUCCUUUAAUGGGUGGGGUUUUGUGCCCAGUCUGCAGCAGGCCCUGCCUUAGCCAAAGGUGGUGUCUCUCCCCCCCCCCACCUUGGCCUCCAUCUUGCUGGUCCCUUUCUUUCACGUGGGUGGGGCAGGAGACCAGGUGAAACAUUUUUUACUCUCUGCUCAGCCUUCAGCUCACAGGAGGGCAUUUCCUCUGCCACUUCCCCCCUUGCCUGUUGCAGAACUUGCUGAGGCUGUAAAUAGUUUGGAGAGAAAGAGAAGAUAUUUAUUUUAAAAGUUUAUAUAUAUAUAAAAGCUUAAUUUAUUUUUCACCUGUGCUGUGCGAGUGCACUUUGGAAUCCCCGUGUGGGGUUGGAGGCUGGUAACCCCUGGCCUUGAAGGUUCCUGCAGGUCACUGAGCUGCUGCUGCUGCUGGCCUGAGCAGGUAGCUACCCUGGGGGGGAAGCCUCCAGCCCUUGCUGUUUGUUUUUAAAAGCAGGCUUUUUCUGCCUUCCGGCCAGUUUUAUUUCAGUAGUGUGCUAACCAAGUCAUUGCUGCACAAGAAGCCCCCUUUGGCCUGAGAGGCCCAGUGGUGGAGGGAGUCUGGGACUGGCCUUGAGGAGGGAGACAGAAGAGCGACUCCGGUCAGGCCAGCUGGUUCAGCACACCAAGCGUUUGUGGGAAAGGAAGCCGAAGGAGGUGCCCUUCAGUCCCUUUGCUGGCGGGGGUGCUUGUGGGUGCAGUGGCCCUGUGGCCCUGCCAGCCCUCUCCCCUUGUUCCAAGACCAUCAAGGGCCUCCUGGGCUGCCUAAUACUCUCUGGCUUGAGUGGAGUCAGCCUCUGGGCUGAACCCUCUUGCAGCCUCCUCCGGUUCCCAGCCGAGCAAGAGGUCUUCCUGCAGCAGCACCCAGAGAUGGAGGGCCUUAGCGCGGUGGAACAAGUAGCCCCUGCAUGGAGCAGACAGGCGGCAGCAGCGCCAUUGCUCUGGCCUGAGAGGGGGGCUGUCAUAAUGUCCAUGUGCUUACAGUGGUUGAUUCAUAUUGUCAAUGUGUCGGGGGGAAACCGUGUGUGGGAGGGGAGGAGCAUGUAUAUAGUCCUGAAUUCCCCAAGGAAAAGUUAGGUGAGUGGGUUAGGCAGCAGGCCUGCUCAUGAGUUUGGGGAGGGGGGUGGAGAGAGAGAACUAUAGGCGUAGCGUGCGCACACCUCGCUCGUGCAAGAACAAUCCUUCCCACCCAUGUGCUGGAUUUACAAACUAGAGCUGGAAAAGCCUAUCAAAAAGGGAUGAGGAAUUUGCGUUUCCCUGCAGACGUCUGGGCAGGCGAGAGUUCCUCUACCACAAACCAAGCAUGAGCUUCCUGCUGUCAUCAAAAAAAACAACUAGGGAAGCUCUGAAGCUGUUGUGGGGAGAGCGCUACUGCCCAGUACAGACCCUUCACAAUGGCAGCUUUUCAUUGAUUGGUAACCAGAUUUUGCCUCUAGGGCUUUCUUUUUGGGGGGGGGGAGGCACUGUGAAUUUUUGAAGUUUGGUGGAGCAAAGCAGGUGAGAUACCAACUCCAAAGGGCUCUUUUAGGGAGCAGCUAAACCAAGUCUCCCUAUUUACUAUCUCUUACUCCCCUUUUCAGCCUAUCAGGACAGCACAGGGAGCAUUGCACAGCAGUAGCCCAGCCCCCUGCCUUUCUCCCUGCCCCCUUUGCAACAAAAAGGCCAACAGUGACCAGGACCCAAGCAACUAACUUGUUCACCAAAAAUGGCUUCCUCGCCAAAUACACUACAUGACAGGCAGACCCCCCCCCCGGGUAUUACCUUCCACAUGCGCUUUACCUGUUGGAUCUAUGCUAGUGGCACUGCUUACCCACAAAUACAGGCAAACCAGUUUCAUGAUUGCCCCUGAUCAAGAGCCAUUUUUGAGGGGAGGGGAGAAGGGGUAUUAGACUGACACAGCCACAUUAGGGAGGCGGAAAGGGAAGUUGCAAAUUUGGAAAUGACGUGAGGAAGGACGGUGGCCCACCCUCAUGAAGCUGGCCACAAAGACUUGCAUUUUAAUUGCAGACAUGACUACAAAAUAAACUUGAAAAUGGAUUUAA